Pocillopora verrucosa is the source of this 1488-nucleotide messenger RNA. Its product is annotated as transmembrane protein 276. The record is from RefSeq and is a predicted model, not a curated record. Lineage: Eukaryota; Metazoa; Cnidaria; Anthozoa; Scleractinia; Pocilloporidae.
UCAGAAGUUCCCCUCGGAUGUGAUUGUCUAUUCGUGAGUCAAAAUGAAGUAUUAUACAUGGUGUUUCACCGCUGACCGCUCACAUCUCAGACGAUUUUUCUUUCCAACUUGUCGCCCGUGAUGUACUAACUUACUAUCGCUAAAUUUGAUCAGUACCUUAUUGCACACGUCGAUGUUUUUUACCAUCUUUGUUGUGUAUCGCAGACGAGUGGCAGAAACAUUCCUCUGAAGGAGCGUGCCUUUCGUGAUCCUCUACCGUUUCAGAGAUCCUUUAGCAGAUAAUGAGUACAAGAGCUACAUCAACAGCUUUUUCAGACUUUGUUCUGGCAGGUUGUUCACUGUAUGCAGCGUUGAAUGUCCGCGAGGUGUCUGGUUCUGCGGCAUUGGGUAUGGUUUGUGUUGCAAUAGCUGCCUCUCUCGGAGUUCUAAGGUUUGGGGUUGUCUUCCCGAACAUUCAGUCAAAAGUUAUUCAAUUGCAUAAACUUUUAACAUGGAUUGCAGCAGUUUUAGGUAUUCCUCUUAUUGGAGCAGGAUUUUGUUUUCAUCACCACAAACCUGCUAAUGCUAAGUGCCAUCUGGAAAAUCUAUGGAUGUCAGACACCCCAGCAAUCCUGUAACAAAUCAAUCCAAUUGAUGUAACAUCAUGUAGCUGUUAAAGUUCUCAUCUUCAGUAAUUAUUGAAUAAAAGAAAUAAUUAAAGAAAGUAAGGAAGAGGUCACUGAGCAUCAGACACAAAACUAAGCCCAAUUCAAGUCUCUACAAAUCUAUCAGCAGUAUAAUUUGUUGAGUUUACCUCACAACACACUCACUUGGGCAUGGAUUGCACUUGAGAUAAGUUUAUAACUCCUUUAGGAAAAGACACCACGAUUACAAACAAAAACGUUUUAGUCAAAUAAGUUGGGUCACACUAGUGCGAGGUAACUUUCACUGUUUUGGUACAUGGAGAACUGAAGAAAACGAAAACAAUUUUUUGUUUUCUUCAGUUCUCCAAAAAAUGCUGAGCACAAGUAAUUGAACCAUCUGACUGAAUUUCACUUCAAAAAUAUUUUAAAACAGUGAUUGCAGCACAUGGGCAGUCUUGUCCAUGUUGGCAUGUAUAUUGCAGUUUCAUGGCAUAGAGUAUGGAUACCAGAAAACACUGAUUGGAGAGCAGUAAGGAGGUAAACUAAACCAAAUCAAGUUGCACAAGGGAAAUGUUUCACAAAUAGAAAAUGCAAAAUAUCUCCACACUAUUGCCUUAAAAUGACAUGCACACUGCACCUUGCAGGGCAACAAAAUUAUCCAAAAAAACAAGGCAAACUUUUGCUUGUAGAUAAAGGUUUGUUUUCUGAGAAACUCAAAGGAAUGCACAGGGUAUUUUGACCAGUGUCAACUUAAAGUAGAAACUUAAGUAACAUAGAAUCAAAAAUGUAGAUGCAACAGGUAAACCUUCAAAUAAAUAAACAUUCCAUGUGACCUUUCAUUGCUUGCAUGUAAAUACACUUUAUU